AUGAUCUGUUUAGAGCUACAGUAUAUGGGCUUCUUAAUAUUUUUACUUUUCUGUAAUAUUAGUAAUGGCCAAAGGAUUGCAGUCCAGAAGUGUAACGAGUAUCGCAAUAUUAUUACGGAGACACACCAGAUCAUACAUCUGCUGCUCAAUCCAACGCCAAUUAGGUUAAAAGUGUUUAACUGUACAAACGAACUGCGCCUGAUUGUGGGUGGAGAGCAGGCCGGUAAGGGUGAGUUCCCGCAUCAGGCGCUGCUAGGCUAUCCCAAGCAGAACGACCCUUCGGACUAUGAGUUUCUGUGCGGUGGUACACUGAUCAGUGAGCAGCACGUCCUGACGGCAGCUCAUUGCUUUUCCGAUCGCGACCCAACGGUGGUACGGCUCGGCGAGCACGACACCACGUCACGGUCGAACGAGGAGCUCCAGCUCAAGAUCGCUCGUAUACGGCGACAUCCUCGCUACCCACGAAGCCAACCGUACGAUGAUGUAGCUUUAAUACGGCUUGAGCGACCCGUGCCGCUGAGCAAACACAUACGACCUGCAUGUCUGUGGGAUUCGCCGUACCGUACUACCUCAAAGUUCAUUGCAUCUGGGUUCGGGCGGCGAGAUUUCUUCGAUACGGAACUGUCGCCAGCGCUGAUGAAGGUACAGCUGGACGAAUUCCCGAGGGAGAGAUGUCGGCAGCACUUCCAGCGGCUACGCCACGGAGUACGCCCGGGUCAGCUAUGUGUCGGAAGCGUAACAUCGAACAAGGACACUUGUCAGGGAGACUCGGGUGGUCCGUUGCAGCUAGUGUCCAAUGAGACGACCUGCACAUACCACAUUGUUGGCAUCACGUCUCUUGGUGGGGCCUGUGCAUAUGGGAAAUCGCUUGGCAUCUACACGGAGGUGGCACAUUAUCUGGAUUGGAUAGAAGACAAUGUUUGGGGCUCUAAUGUACUGUAG
Anopheles marshallii is the source of this 942-nucleotide messenger RNA. RefSeq names its product serine protease snake-like. The record is from RefSeq and is a predicted model, not a curated record. Gene Ontology annotation, biological process: proteolysis. The transcript is spliced from 3 exons. Bases 1 to 942 code for a protein of 313 amino acids. NCBI's taxonomy places the organism in Eukaryota, Metazoa, Arthropoda, Insecta, Diptera, Culicidae. Gene Ontology annotation, molecular function: serine-type endopeptidase activity.